AUGUACGACGACUCUUGGUAUAGCUUUGUCGACCACUCCAACCCCAACCGAUCGACGCCCAGCGCACAAGGGCCGGGACAUCGACGAAGCCAGUCGCUACUGCAGCAGCCAAAUGGGACCGUCACCACGCCCGGCGAAGCGGCCCAGAAGCUCGAGAAUGUGUACGAAGACAUUGAGAACACCAAUACGCCACCCGAGCCGACCCUGACUCGAAGAGCAGCAUCGUAUUCUGAUUUCUACCAUGUGGUGAAAGCGCAGCUGUCGAAAGAUGUGUCCCUGAAGAAAAAGAAGGCACCCAAGAAGAACAGGCGGUGGGAGAGUCUCGCGCUGUGCGAAAAGUCGGUAGCACGUCUACACCAGAGUCAAGGGUUGGAUCUGUACCAGCCUGCGCUCGAGGAGAAGCUACUUCAGGCUAGCCAGGAAGACUACUUGCUGUACCGCGACCAGCUGGUGUUAACGGAGCGCCACCUCACUGGGCUGGUCGACGACGCCAAUUCGACGCUGGAUAUCCUGGCCACUAUGUCGAACUCGUUCAAGUCUGUCGAGACGCAGACGUCGUCCUUCCGUUCGCAGUGCGAGGACCUCCUGACGGAGCAAAGGCGACUAGAGAAGCUGGCAGAUGACGUGGGCACAGACCUGCACUACUACGCCUACCUCGAAACCGCGACGCGCCGACUCAAUGCGCCCGGGGCGAGUCGGCUGGUGGAAGAUGAUGAUUUCGGCGACAUGGUGUCCAACAUUGAUGCUUGCGUUGUCUUCAUGGGGGAACAUGAAAAGUACCGUGAUCGCGACACGUACCUGGCCCGCUACCAAGCUCUGCUGACCAAGGCACUGCAUCUCCUGGAUCACGGGUUCACCGCGAGGCUGGACAAGAUCAUGUCGGAAAUGGGUCGACAAAUAGCGGCGACGCAAUCGGACGCGGCGAGACACGCUUUGGCGUAUGGCCGCUUCGAGGAGAUGAUUAUGGACACCUACUCUUUGGUGCCCAAUAUCCAAAAGGUGGUACGAAGGGCCUUUGAUCAAUGGGGCAGACCAGUAGUCUCUUCGCGCGAUCUCUCAACGUACACGGUUGCUGCCGGCAACAUGUUCCAGGUCUAUCUCACAACCAGAGAUCGACACCUCAAGACCAUGGUGCAGCAUGACAUUGACGAGUACAAAAGGGAGGUCAAGAGCUUGUCGGUGGAGACAGCCUCGCGCAAUUACAUCAAGCAGUGCUUUGAGCAGCUAUACAACGAAGACAACUUGUUCACCCGGGUAUUCAGUGUCGAGCCCACAUGGAGCUCUGCGCCCGAGUCGGCGUUCCAGACCGUCAAGGCUGUCAACACCACAAUGGUGCACCCUGGCCAUCUUGCACCGCUAGGCACCCUCCUGGAGCAGAAUCUCAAGGUGUCGCAGCUCAAGACCGUGUGCAACAUUGUGGGCUGGCUGGCCAACGAGUACUCGGUGGCCGAAGUCGAGGAUGAAGAAUCCCCCUUCUUCCGCAGAAGCAAGGAAUACGCUGCGCAGCUCCUCGUGUGGCACCUUUGGCCCCUUACCGAUGGCGCCUUUGAGGCGGAGAUCAACAAGUCGAUCACGAGGACUACGAUACAAGACAACACUCUGACAAUUGGCCCUGUUGAAGGGGGUACAUCGUCAUCAAACGCGCAUGUCCUGGUCAAAAAGGCCAUUGAGCUGCUGUCCAUGUUCGACCAGGCGAUGCCCAAAGAAAGAUCUUCCAAAGACAGCCCGGUCGUCUUCAAGAUUGUCCGCGAGACGAUCCAGAUCCUGCAAAAGGCAGAGUCGAGGAUACGCUCCAUCAAGAACGGCACCGACCCUGACCUCUUCAUGAUCAAGAACCUUCUCAUCAUCAAGAACGAGCUGCUUUCGCUGGAGAUUGGCGACAUCCGCGGCCACGCCGCCUCUAUGCAGCACUUUGGCCAGAUCUGGGACACGCUGAGCCCUUCCAACUGGGUCAGCUUCUUCGGCAGCGUCAUUGGCGGCUCGCUCUGGUCCCGCGGCGGCGGCGCACCGACCGUAACGGCCAAGACGCUCACGCUGGAAGACAUGAGCGAGCAGCUCGACGAGUUGCUGCGCCAGUCCAUCCACGCGUUCGCCAACCGCUGGGCGACGCUCACCAACGACGCGAAGGCUCGCAAGACGGGUGUCAAACCCAUAGCCAAGGUCGAGAGCGAGCUGGAGACGAUAUUGACAACGGCUUUUAGCAACCAGCCAGAGGUCAUUGAGAAGCUACAGGAAGCCAUCGAGCUGAGCGCGCAAGCGCAAAACGACGCCAAGGAUGGCAAGAAAGGGGCGAGGCGUUAUUGA
Molecule: messenger RNA, 2304 nt
Organism: Emericellopsis atlantica
Lineage: Eukaryota; Fungi; Ascomycota; Sordariomycetes; Hypocreales; Bionectriaceae
Product: Sec34-like family-domain-containing protein
Exons: 4
Coding region: 1-2304 (767 amino acids)
Biological process (GO): Golgi organization; cytoplasm to vacuole targeting by the Cvt pathway; autophagy
Cellular component (GO): COG complex; cis-Golgi network; membrane
Source: RefSeq, a predicted model, not a curated record